Molecule: messenger RNA, 1843 nt
Organism: Hypoxylon trugodes
Lineage: Eukaryota; Fungi; Ascomycota; Sordariomycetes; Xylariales; Hypoxylaceae
Product: MFS general substrate transporter
Exons: 7
Coding region: 158-1699 (513 amino acids)
Biological process (GO): transmembrane transport; carboxylic acid transport
Cellular component (GO): plasma membrane
Molecular function (GO): carboxylic acid transmembrane transporter activity
Source: RefSeq, a predicted model, not a curated record
ACUUCAAGAUUGUCCAGUGAGGAUAAUAAUAUUACUUCACGAUAUGCUUAGUCUGCGUCGCUACUGAUAAGACGAACAUUCGCAUGCCAUCGGCUCACUUCGGCCAACUCUGAUCAACACGAUUUCAACUGUCCCCGGUAAUUGUCAACAGUAGAAAAUGUUUUGGCGCAAGAAAAAGGAAGAGGACCAAGACCAAGACCAAGGGGUGGUCUCUGAUACUCCACCCGAAAUAGUACCUCUUGAUGGCCAGAAGACCUUUUUUCAGACUCUCUUGCCCGUCCUAGCUUGUGGCGCUGGUCUCUUCUCAGAUGGCUAUAUCAACAAUGUUAUUGGAUCUGUGAACACAGUACUCGAAAAGGAAUAUGACACUGUUUAUACAGACUCCAGCGCUGCUAGCGUUGUACCAGCUAUUGCGUUCGCCGGAACGGUCGUCGGUCAACUUUUCUUUGGAUACUUAUCCGACAAGUGGUCGCGGAAAAACUCACUUCUUAUCUCGACGAUCGUUUUGAUCGUGUUCACGGCUCUUGCCGCUGGGUCCUAUUAUCGUGGAGAUGCUGUGGGCAUGUUCAAUAUCCUAGCUGCUUGGCGAUUCUUCGUCGGCAUUGGUAUUGGAGGAGAGUACCCAGCCGGCAGUGUGGGUUGCGCCGAGUCCAGCGGCGAGUUGAAAGCGGGCACCCGAAACACUUGGUUUAUCCUGUUCACGAAUUCUAUGAUAGACUGGGGUUUCGUUCUUGGAGCUUUCGUGCCUUAUGUCGUAGCUGCGGCGGCCCAUAAUGAACACUACAGCACGAUAUGGCGAACGAGUUUGGGAAUCGGUGUAGCAUUCCCACUGGUACUCUUCGUCCUUCGUCUAAGGCUCAAGGAGCCCGAGGAGUUUUCACGAAACUCAAUGAAGCAUGUCAAGAUACCGUACGCAUACGUACUCAGAUACUACGGGUUCCGACUCUUCAUCGUCAGCUUAAUUUGGUUCAUAUAUGAUUUCUCGGCUUACUCAUUCGGAAUUUACUCAAACACCAUUGUCGCCAAUAUUUACGGGACAUCUAGCGUCUUAACAACAGUUUUCGGAUGGAGUACGGUCAUCAAUCUGUUUAACAUCCCCGGGACUAUGCUCGGUGCUCCGAUCAGCGACCGUAUCGGCCCUCGUUAUACUCUCAUUCUUGGCCAGGUUUUGCAAGCGGUCGUAGGUUUCAUAAUGGCCGGAACAUACACGAAGCUUUCACAUCCCUCCGUCGUUGGUGCUUUUGCAGUCGUAUACGGCAUCUUUUUGUCUCUAGGCGAGCUCGGGCCCGGGAACAACAUCGGACUACUAGCCGCCAAGACCUGCGCAACAGGUGUACGAGGACAAUACUACGGUAUCGCGGCGGCAUUCGGCAAGAUCGGGGCUUUCGUAGGCACCUAUGUGUUUAAGAAAAUCCAAUCGCCAGACGGCGAUCCGAUUAAGUCAGCCCAGUACAAGUUCUACGUUAGUUCCAGUUUAUGCAUAUUCGCUGCUGGUUUGGCCUUGCUUCUUCCUCAUAUCGAUCAGGAUACUAUCACCAAGGAAGACGCUAACUUCAAGGCCUAUCUCGAGAGCAAUGGCUGGGAUACGAGACAGCUUGGUCUUAAGAAGGGUGAGAGUAUUGAGUCUCUGCCUGAGGAGUCUUUGCCUGCGGGAUCAAAGGAGAAUGUUGUUCCUACGGAUAAACCUGAGUCUAGUUAGUUGGGUUAAUUGGUACAGGCGAAUUGGGUGAGUGGGUUGGUUAUGAAGGAUACCCCUUUUUGCUUGGAAAAAGACAGGUUGGAUACUCUGAAUAGAUUAUGAGCAGUGAAUAAAACUACGUCAAUUGCAACAGUGAUACUCAAA